Linepithema humile (Argentine ant) is the source of this 1569-nucleotide messenger RNA. RefSeq names its product upstream activation factor subunit spp27 homolog Non2 (gene Non2). The record is from RefSeq and is a predicted model, not a curated record. Lineage: Eukaryota; Metazoa; Arthropoda; Insecta; Hymenoptera; Formicidae. Gene Ontology annotation, cellular component: nucleus.
GAGUCCGCAGCCGGCAUAGGCUCAGUUGGCAGCAGUACGCACAGCGAGUAGCAUCUACCAUGGCCGAUAUCUCAAAGGACGAGCUACGCAAGGAGAUCACCGCCAUUCUUAAGAAUGCUGAUCUUACUACAAUGUCAGCUAAAAAUGUGAGGCAACAAAUUGAGGAGAAACUUGAUGUUGAUCUCACAGAAAGGAAGAAAGAGGUCGAUGAUUUAGUCAUGGAGUGUCUUCAAGAGAAACAAGAUGGAGGAAAAAAGAAAAAGAAGGCUGCUAGUGAAGAGUCUGAAGAUGGCGAAGAGGAGGAGGAAGAAGGAUCUGAAGAAGAGGAGGAGGAAGAAGAAAAGAAACCAGCCAAACGAACUCCUGCUAAGAAAACUACUAACAAACGCAAGAAGGGUUCAUCUGAUGAUGAAGAAAGCGCCAGUGAUGAUGAUGCUAGCGACGAAGAGUAUAGCCCAAAGAAACCUAAACCUGCACCCAAAAAAAAUAAGCCCGGAAAGAAAGGAAAGAAGAAGGGAAGUGAUAGUGAUAGUGAUGAGGAUUGGGGUAAAAACAAGAAAGCUCCAGGAAGUACAGCAAAGAAAGGAGGUGGUGGUGCUGCCAAAGGUAAAGGAGGUGGUUACACACGUGCUAUCACAUUGUCUCCAGAACUUGCCGCGGUUGUCGGUGCAGAACAAAUGGCUCGACAUGAAGUCGUGAAAAAAGUAUGGAGUAUCAUUAAAGAAAGAAAUCUUUAUGACCCUAAGAAUAAACAAUUUGCAAUUUGCGACGAGGAAUUGAUGAAGGUAAUUGGAGUGAAGCGCUUCAGAACUUUUGGUAUGAUGAAAUACCUCAAAAAUCACUUUGUAGAUUAAAUCAUCCUCCAAUCCUGAUCUCCGACAAGGAAGAAACCUGAUAUAAAUCUCUUGCUGACGACUAGCCGUUAACAUUUCGAUGGCCCAUUUGACCUUUUCUUCCAUAUCGGAUAUCGAUGCUGCUUCUUUCGUACUGCAACACACGGCAUCUGAAAUGUCAGUCGAUACGCGUGUAAUCGCGUUUUCCACGACAGCCGUAAACUUGUACACCUUAGUCAUUAAUGGUUCUAAUAGCUCGAGAAUGGAGUUGCGGGUCUUUGUUAGAGCUUCUUGCAGAAUGCUCGGUACUGAAAACAAUUAUCAUUAUAAUCACUGGCGGCAAUUGGGAGAAGCAUAAUUACAGCGAGAUUAUUGAAUUCAAAGCUCUCGCUCUCAGUCAGAUUAACAAUUAUAUCGUGCUCACGAUCGUCAAUUCCUUCGCCACCGCGUUGACAGUCUCUGUUAAAUAGACGAAUGCCAGCAACUAUGCACAUUAAUUCCAUUAAUUGUUCCUCUUUCUCCCGUUUCGGCAAAGUUACAUAGUGAGCCAACUCGGAAGCUUGGAAGAUGCUUUGCAACGCCACCGAGACUUCUCUAAUGUAAAGUACAUUUUAUAAUAAUAUUAUCCAUGUCGAAUUACUCGUCGGAGAUUUUAGAAGAAAUUGAAUAUAAUUUGAUAUAAUUAUUAUGGUGUAAUUAAAUAUAUUUGUUAUCAUUUUUGAAUACAAGUUUUGAU